CCCACGAUGAACGUGAUCGUGGAAAGCGUCAGUCCCCCCGGGAGCCCCGUCCGGCCUCCGGACUUCGCGAGGACCCCGGGCACCGCCACCAGGCAGAGGAAAGUGAUACGCAUUGCGCGCUCCGAGGACUCGACCGACGUCAGCCGCCGCCCGACGGGACCCGCGAGCGUCGUCAAGGUCUACCGCAAGCAGGCCCACACGCACUCGGUGCGCGACUUGCCCGACUCGUCCUCGGAGGAUGAGGGCAGGAUCCGCACGUCGAUGCCCGCUCCCAGGUCGGCUUCCGCGUCUCCAUCCCGGAAGGUACCCCGCCUGCUGCGCCUAGGCUGGUUGCCCGACCUGUCGCGAGAGGGCAUCGAGUCGGCCGUGCCCCUGGUGGCCGUGACGCUCGCGUUCGGCGCGUUCAUGACCGCGGUCGCCAUACUGUGCAAGCCGCGGCCUCCCAUCGUGGGCUGAAGGCCAGCAGAAGGACGACGCUUUACUCAGUCGCUGCGCUCACCUCGACGCUAUCAUUAGCGGGAUCGCCUUUGUCACGUGGGAAAGCACUGAAGCGCGUACGUUCGGUCGACGAUACACGCUGCGCCGAGUGAACGGGUGUCGAAGAGAGCCGGGCCAAACCGAAUGACUGAUUCGACUGAAAUG
Messenger RNA from Dermacentor silvarum, 642 nucleotides. RefSeq lists its product as uncharacterized. The transcript is spliced from 2 exons. NCBI's taxonomy places the organism in Eukaryota, Metazoa, Arthropoda, Arachnida, Ixodida, Ixodidae. The coding region runs from base 7 to 456 and encodes 149 amino acids. The record is from RefSeq and is a predicted model, not a curated record.